AACACGGAUCAGACAGAUUACUGACUCUGAGAGAGUGUGUGUCGCUUUACUCAUUACUACACACACGCUUUGGAUGAGGAGUAGGUUGGAUUUAUGCAUGCUGUCUGGGAGCACUACACACUGCUGGAUUAUACUCUUUCUUUUUUUUAAUGCACUAUUUCACUGGAGUGCUGAACAAUUUGGAAAAGUGAUUAGUGUUCAUACGUGCUAUCAUGCCGAUGAGCAGCAGCCUGUCUUGGAAGAACUACGACUGCGACUACGACUUGGUCCAGCCGUACUUCUACUUCGACACCGAUGAGGAGGACUUUUACACACAGCUGCAGCAGGGCCAGGCGCCCAGUGAGGACAUCUGGAAGAAGUUCGAGCUCUUGCCUACGCCGCCGCUUUCCCCAUGCCGGCGGCCCUCCAUAUCCGAGCAGCUGGAGAUGGUGAGCGAGUUCCUCGGUGAUGAUGCGGUCAACCAGAGCUUCAUCUGCGACUCGGUUUCAUCGCAGGCCUUCCUCAAGACAAUCAUCAUCCAAGACUGCAUGUGGAGCGGCUUUUCUGCCGUCGCCAAGCUUGAGAAGGUGGUGUCUGAGAGGCUCGCGACGCUGCACGCAGCGCGGAAAAGCUUGACCACGUCCGCCACUUGUGACGCAACGGACAGCAGCGGGGUCUACUUGCAAGAUCUUAGUGCGUCGGAGUGUAUCGAUCCGUCCAUGGUUUUCCCUUACGCGCUUACGGAUUCGCCCAAGUGCGCAAAAUUGACAGCGGCUCCGGAUCACGUGCCGCUCGUAGACACUCCGCCCAGCAGCGGCUGCAGCAGCGAGUCAGAUGAUGAAGAGGAGGAUGAAGACGAAGAUGAUGAUGAUGAUGAGGAUGAUGAUGAUGAAGAGAUUGAUGUAGUGACAGUAGAGAAGCGUCAGAGGAAGAGUGAGGCUGAGGUAAAUGAAUCCAGGCAACCCAGUCCGCUGGUGCUGAAGCGCUGCCACGUCUCCACACAGCAGCACAACUAUGCUGCCCAGCCAUCCACGCGGCAUGAACAUCCAAGCAGCAAGCGCCCACGCCUUGAAGCCUCUUCCACAGGCCACGGUGCCAACCGGCACAGUAAGCCAAGGAAGUGCACAAGUCCACGCACAUCAGACUCGGAGGACAACGACAAGCGGAGGACACAUAAUGUGCUGGAGCGUCAGCGCCGCAAUGAACUCAAGCUGAGUUUUUUCGCCCUGCGUGACGAGAUCCCUGAGGUAGCCAAUAAUGAAAAAGCAGCCAAGGUGAUGAUCCUGAAGAAAGCAGCAGAGUGCAUUCACAGCAUGCAGGCAGAUGAACGGAGGCUGCAGUCCAUCAAAGAACAGCUGAGGAGAAAAAGUGAACUACUAAAACACAGACUACAGCAAUUACGGAGGUCCCAACUAUAAAAUACAGAAUUUUACAUAGAGACUUUUAAGAAAACUAAGCAAACAGACUUUUAAGAACCAUUUCUCCUCAUUUUUUUAUGCAAGUUGUGCAUAAUGUGAUUUUUUUCUUUGUCUUCUUUUGAAUAUUGUCAGAUUUUUGUCUGUUUAAAA
Messenger RNA from Neoarius graeffei (lesser salmon catfish), 1547 nucleotides. It is a transcript of the gene myca, whose product is annotated as MYC proto-oncogene, bHLH transcription factor a. Gene Ontology annotation, biological process: positive regulation of cell population proliferation; regulation of transcription by RNA polymerase II. The coding region runs from base 213 to 1397 and encodes 394 amino acids. The record is from RefSeq and is a predicted model, not a curated record. The transcript is spliced from 3 exons. Lineage: Eukaryota; Metazoa; Chordata; Actinopteri; Siluriformes; Ariidae. Gene Ontology annotation, molecular function: DNA-binding transcription factor activity, RNA polymerase II-specific; RNA polymerase II cis-regulatory region sequence-specific DNA binding; protein dimerization activity.